Messenger RNA from Ramularia collo-cygni, 732 nucleotides. RefSeq lists its product as uncharacterized. The record is from RefSeq and is a predicted model, not a curated record. Bases 1 to 732 code for a protein of 243 amino acids. The transcript has a single exon. Lineage: Eukaryota; Fungi; Ascomycota; Dothideomycetes; Mycosphaerellales; Mycosphaerellaceae.
AUGCAUUUCACAUCGACGCUUCAAUUCUUAUCUGCGCUUCUGGCUGGCCAGAUCGCAGCUUCAGCCCACAUUCCCCACCACGGACGAGCACAGAUUGUCCGGACUGAAGUUCGAACAAUCUACUCCACAAAAGUCGUCUACGCCACCCCGGCGGCGGCGGUAAGCAUCAAUCCGAAGGACGGUCUGCCACUUGCACCUUCAAUUAGCAAACUUUCGAUCCCCUUGAGUAGUCUCCAGGCACUCAAUCCGGCAAAUGGACCUGCAGGCCCAAGUGUCCGGAAGCCUACGACCAGAAAGCCUGCGCCGACACCGAAGCCAGCUCCAAAGCCAGCGGGAAACUCCUUGAAUCUCAUGAACGGCCUCCCAACGCCCGUCGCCAAUAAGCCAACCCCAGCACCAGCACCUACCCCAAAACCAGGCCCCGCGGCAUCUUCCGCAGCGGCAGGCAUCGCAGCAAUCAUCAGACAGCAACAAGCAAAAGCUUCUUCCGUCAAAGCUGCAGCUGCCCACAUCGCAAGUCUCCUCGCGCAUCUUCCCAAAACCCCUCGACCUUCACCUACUAAGCCCGGCAUCGUCAUUGUCCCUKUGACUUUGAAGACGACUACCAAGCCGAAACCCGCGGCUACCACCGAGCCAGCAUUGCUGACGGACAGUAGACCUACGCCUGCCCCAAACGUUCCUGGAGCUAAAGCUAAGAGUUUGCUGGCUGUUUUGAGCGCUGCUCAGAACUAG